Benincasa hispida (wax gourd) is the source of this 2988-nucleotide messenger RNA. Its product is annotated as metal-nicotianamine transporter YSL3-like. NCBI's taxonomy places the organism in Eukaryota, Viridiplantae, Streptophyta, Magnoliopsida, Cucurbitales, Cucurbitaceae. The record is from RefSeq and is a predicted model, not a curated record. Gene Ontology annotation, cellular component: plasma membrane. Gene Ontology annotation, biological process: response to iron ion; seed development. Gene Ontology annotation, molecular function: iron-nicotianamine transmembrane transporter activity; oligopeptide transmembrane transporter activity.
AUCUCCCCAAAUAUUUUAAAACCAGUGGAGGAGGUUUUGAGUUCGAAUGAAAGAAUUCUCAAAGUCCAAUGACAAAAGUAUGAAUGAUGAACCAAACAAAUUGGAUAUCCGCACAAAUUAUCUCACUUUUACAAAGAGAACCCAUAAACGAUAUCCAUUCUUAGUUGAGUAUUUGAAAAGACCUUUGUUUCAGGUUCCAAAUUCCAAUCACUCUCUUCCCAUUUGAUCAAGACGUCACGAAAUUCAGCUUCAAAUUUAAGCUUUUAUUUCUUUCUUUGUGUCCCUCCAUCAACAAGAAUCUUAGCAGAAUCUUGGUUUACAAUCGUGGGUUUCACUCAGAACAAAUUAGAUCAACCUCAGCUUGCCUCAGUCCAUAUAAGCGCCAUAGCCUCUGCUCGUUCAUCAAUUAACCGCCGCUAGUUCAGGAGCCGCCGCCGCUUCUGCUACAAAUCUGUCUCCGCCCUCCCUGAGUUUAGUUCGUCCGUUGGGUUUUCAUUUGCCGAUUCACUCGUUUAGAUCGGGCUCACUGUUCGGAUUCGCGCCGUGCAGGUUGCCGCUCGUGGAGUUGAACCACUCAAAUCUACCACUCAUUGAUUAGGCUCGCGCCGCUUAGUCUCACUCACAAUAUUCAUCGACAAUCUGGUUCGGUCCAACUGCUUUAGUCAAACAGGAUUGCGACAUACAAAUUGUGAGUCACUGCUCUUUUCGCAGACCUCAAAGCCAGAACUCUUUUGAUUAUGGAAAAUGGUAGAUAGCUGAAUCAGACUGGAUAUAAGAGUUUGGUUAUUCAAAUGGGGAACUCCAACAUAGAAGAAGUGCAAGAAAUUGAGACAGCUGAAAGUAUAGACGAAGAGAAGACUCACGAUGAAGCAGAGGAUGUAAAAAAAAUUGCACCUUGGACUAGACAGAUUACAAUCCGUGGUGUUAUUGCAAGCAUAGCAAUAGGAAUUAUGUACAGUGUAAUAGUGAUGAAGCUUAAUCUUACAACAGGUUUGGUCCCAAAUUUGAACGUUUCAGCUGCUCUUAUUGCAUUUGUCUUUAUAAAGACAUGGACUAUGUUGCUCGAGAAAGCUGGAAUUGUAUCCACUCCCUUUACAAGACAAGAAAAUACUGUAAUUCAGACAUGUGCUGUGGCUUGUUACAGCAUUGCUGUUGGAGGCGGCUUUGGAUCCUACUUGUUUGGUUUGAGCAGGAAGAUAUACGAGCAAGCGGGCGUCGACACGGAAGGAAAUGUUCCAGGAAGCACUAAAGAACCUGGAAUUGGGUGGAUUACUGCCUUCCUCUCCGUCAGUAGUUUUGUUGGACUUCUUGCCUUAGUUCCCCUCAGAAAGAUCAUGAUACUAGACUAUAAAUUGACUUAUCCGAGUGGAACUGCAACUGCUGUUCUCAUUAAUGGUUUCCACACACCAAAAGGAGACAAAAUGGCCAAGAAGCAAGUUCGUGGAUUCAUGAAAUACUUUUCAUUGAGUUUUCUCUGGGCACUGUUCCAAUGGUUUUAUUCUGGGGGAGAGAAAUGUGGAUUUUCGCAGUUUCCUACAUUUGGAUUGAAAGCUUGGAAAGAUUCGUUUUACUUUGAUUUCAGCUUGACUUAUGUUGGAGCAGGAAUGAUAUGCUCCCAUCUUGUGAACUUGUCAUUGCUUCUUGGUGCAGUUCUUUCUUGGGGCAUAAUGUGGCCUUUAAUGAAGGAACUUAAAGGAGAAUGGUAUCCGGGAUCUCUUCCAGAGAGUAGUAUGAAAAGCCUCAAUGGUUACAAGGUGUUUGUAUCGAUUGCUUUGAUACUUGGAGAUGGGCUUUAUCAUUUCCUUAAGAUUCUGUAUUUCACUGGUUCAAACAUGUAUGCAAAAGCAACCAACAAGAAGUUGAAAACAUUCCCAGAUGAUUCGAUCCAAACUUUUGACGAUCAUCAACGAAAUGAAGUGUUCUUAAGAGACAGUAUUCCGAUAUGGGUGGCGAUCAUAGGGUACAUUUUCUUCUCCAUUGUCUCUAUCAUUGUAAUCCCAAUCAUGUUCUCAGAGGUCAAGUGGUACUACAUAGUUGUUGCCUAUACUUUGGCACCAUCUCUUAGCUUUUGCAAUGCAUAUGGUGCUGGUCUAACUGACAUGAAUAUGGCUUAUAACUACGGGAAAGUGGCUCUCUUUGUUGUUGCUGCUAUGGCUGGUAAAAAUGAUGGUGUAGUUGCAGGACUUGUUGGUUGUGGUUUGAUUAAGUCUAUUGUUUCCAUCUCCUCUGAUUUGAUGCAUGAUUUCAAGACUGGUCAUCUCACACUUACAUCUCCAAGAUCCAUGCUUUUAAGCCAAGCUAUUGGCACAGCCUUAGGCUGCAUUGUAGCUCCUAUCACAUUCUUUAUAUUCUAUAAAGCUUUCGAUCUCGCCAACCCUGAUGGUGAAUAUAAGGUCCCAUAUGCCAUCAUAUACCGAAACAUGGCUAUCCUAGGAGUUGAAGGUUUCUCGGCUCUGCCGCAGCAUUGCUUGCAGCUGUGUUAUGGGUUCUUUAGCUUUGCCAUAGUAGCCAAUUUGCUGAGAGAUCUUACGCUCGAGAAAUUUGGGAAAUGGAUCCCACUGCCAAUGGUCAUGGCUGUGCCUUUUCUCGUUGGCGCUUAUUUUGCAAUCGAUAUGUGCUUGGGGAGCUUGAUCGUGUUCGUGUGGCACUAUCUUAAUCGUCAAAAGGCUGGAUUGAUGGUUCCGGCUGUCGCCUCUGGUUUGAUAUGUGGAGAAGGUUUAUGGAUUCUCCCUUCAUCAAUUCUUGCCUUGGCUAAGGUUCAUCCCCCACUCUGUAUGAGUUUUUUCUCUUCUAGUAAAAGUUGAAUGUAGAAAGAGCUUUGUAGUCAAGAAUCUAAACAGAAUGUUAUGUAUAUUCAAAAUGUAGAGAAGCUGCAAACACUUGAUAGCUUUUAGAAUGCAAUAAACUUGAAGUAGAUAAAAACAUUGCUGCUAUCAUGUUACUGUAUGAGUUAAAGCUUAUUAAAAUACUUUGACGAAUUGAAUCAAA